This is a messenger RNA of Monascus purpureus, 3123 nucleotides long. The record is from the annotation of a GenBank genome assembly. NCBI's taxonomy places the organism in Eukaryota, Fungi, Ascomycota, Eurotiomycetes, Eurotiales, Aspergillaceae.
CUUUGUUUGACAUUCUGCUUCAGUAACUCACAUACAUUAUCUGUCAGGUCGACGACGAAGUCGGUUUCAUACGCUUCUACCGCACACUCCCCAAACCAGACAAUGACGAAACAAUCCGUGUGUUUGACCGUGGGGACUGGUACUCAUCCCACGGCGAAGAUGCCGAAUUCAUUGCCCGCACCGUCUACAAGACGACAGCCGUCUUGCGGAAUCUCGGCCGCAGCGAAACCGGCGGCCUGCCAUCCGUCACCAUGAGCGUUACAGUAUUCCGGAACUUCCUCCGGGAGGCGCUCUUCCGACUGAACAAGCGUAUUGAGAUCUGGGGCUCCGUGGGAACGGGCAAGGGCCACUGGAAACUGAUCAAGCAGGCCAGUCCGGGCAACCUCCAGGAUGUAGAGGAUGAGCUAGGCAGUGUGGGUGGACUGGCGUCGAUGGAUUCGGCUCCUAUCAUUCUCGCUGUGAAGAUAUCCGCCAGGGCGGCUGAGGGAAGGAAUGUCGGUGUGUGCUUUGCGGAUGCUAGUGUGCGGGAGCUGGGUGUGAGCGAGUUCCUGGACAACGAUGUCUAUUCGAAUUUCGAAUCUCUCGUGAUUCAGCUUGGGGUGAAGGAGUGUUUAGUGCAGGCUGACAUUGGGCGGAAGGAUGUGGAACUGGGCAAGAUCCGGGCUAUCGCUGAUAGUUGCGGUAUUGCCGUGUCGGAGAGACCCGUCGCUGAUUUUGGGGUCAAGGAUAUCGAGCAGGAUUUGACCCGGUUGCUGCGGGAUGAGAGGGUGGCGGGAACGCUGCCGCAGACAGAACUCAAGUUGGCCAUGAGCUCUGCGUCAGCUCUGAUCAAGUACCUUGGUGUCAUGUCGGAUUCGACCAACUUCGGACAGUACCAGUUGUAUCAGCAUGAUCUGUCGCAGUACAUGAAGCUGGAUGCUUCUGCACUGCGGGCCCUCAAUUUGAUGCCGGGUCCACGGGAUGGGUCAAGGACUAUGAGCGUGUUUGGGUUGUUGAAUCACUGCAAGACGCCUGUCGGGAGCAGAUUGCUAGCGCAGUGGCUGAAGCAGCCUCUCAUGGAUGUCAAAGAGAUUGAGAAGAGACAGCAGCUCGUCGAGGCCUUUGUUACUGACACUGAGCUGAGACAGACGAUGCAGGAGGAGCAUCUACGUUCGAUCCCUGACCUAUAUAGAUUGGCCAAGCGGUUCCAACGGAGGCAGGCGAACCUAGAGGAUGUGGUACGAGUUUAUCAGGUUGCUAUUCGCUUGCCUGGGUUUGUGAGCACGUUAGAGAAUGUAAUGGAUGAACAGUACCAGACGCCUCUGGAGGCGGAGUAUACGACAAAACUACGGCAUCACUCGGACAGUUUGGCGAAGCUGGAGGAGAUGGUUGAGACUACGGUCGAUCUCGAUGCACUGGAGAACCAUGAAUUCAUUAUCAAGCCGGAAUUCGAUGACAGCCUGCGAAUCAUCAAGAAGAAGCUUGACAAACUCAGACACGAUAUGGAUGUCGAGCUUAGGAAGGUCGCCAAGGACCUCAAUCAGGACAUCGACAAGAAGCUCUUUCUCGAGAACCAUCGCGUACAUGGCUGGUGCUUCCGGUUGACGAGGACCGAGGCUAGUUGUAUCCGGAACAAUCGUGGCUAUCAAGAGUGCUCGACCCAAAAGAACGGGGUGUACUUCACUACUUCAGCGAUGCAGUCAUUGCGCCGGGAGCAUGACCAGCUGUCAUUUAACUACAACCGUACACAGACCGGACUUGUGAAUGAGGUCGUCAAUGUUACCUCCUCUUACUGCCCCGUUCUUGAGCAACUGGCUAGUGUGCUGGCGCACCUUGAUGUCAUUGUCAGUUUUGCGCACGCCUCAGUGCAUGCCCCGACACCAUAUAUUCGCCCAAAGAUGCAUCCGCGAGGUACCGGCAAUACCAUCCUGAAAGAAGCGCGUCACCCCUGCAUGGAGAUGCAGGAUGACAUCUCCUUUAUCACCAAUGACGUCUCCCUGGUCCGAGACGAGUCGUCUUUCCUCAUUAUCACCGGGCCAAAUAUGGGCGGUAAAUCAACAUACAUCCGACAGAUCGGCGUGAUUGCCCUCAUGGCCCAGACGGGAUGUUUCGUGCCCUGUUCUGAAGCUGAGCUAACCAUCUUUGACUGCAUCCUUGCUCGUGUAGGUGCAAGCGAUUCCCAGCUUAAGGGCGUGUCGACUUUCAUGGCCGAGAUGCUGGAGACUUCCAAUAUUCUCAAAUCUGCGACAUCCGAGUCCCUCAUCAUCAUUGACGAACUGGGCCGUGGAACGAGCACUUAUGACGGCUUUGGCCUUGCCUGGGCCAUUUCGGAGCACAUCGUAACCGAAAUUCGCUGUUUCGGACUUUUCGCUACGCAUUUCCACGAACUAACGGCCCUCGCGGAGCGGUAUCCCAAGUCUGUGAAGAACUUACACGUGGUUGCAUUCAUCGACAACACCGAGGACAUCAAGGAAACCGAACAUAAAAAGCGACAAGUCACACUACUUUACCGCGUCGAGCCUGGAAUCUGUGAUCAAUCCUUCGGUAUCCAUGUCGCCGAGCUGGUCCGUUUCCCAGAGAAGGUCGUGAACAUGGCGCGUCAAAAGGCGGAGGAGUUGGAAGAUUUCUCUACCUCUUCAACUGCAGAGCAAGGGAAGCAGCAGUCCACUGCCGUGUCUUAUUCUUCUUCCCCCCUUGAUAGAUAUUCGCGCGAAGAAAUUGAGGAAGGCAGCGCUCUUCUCAAGAACAUGCUGCUGAAAUGGAAAGCUCAGGUUGAGAGUGGAAACUUGUCUGCCGAGGAGAAACGGCAGAUCAUGCGGGAUCUGGUUAAUUCUGAUGAGACGCUCAAGGCGAACCCGGUGUUUCAGGGCAUUAGGGCUUUAUGAUCGGGGCCAUAUAUGUCGCUGUAAUGGUGUUAUUGGCGUUAUGUGUUAACAGUGUUAGGCAUUACCAUCUAUCCCAUGAUGAUUCCUCCAAGACUGACACGCGAUAUGUGUUACUAAAUAUCCAGAUCUCCAGAGAUCUUCGCGCUGUCGGAGGAUCUGCGCUAAUUAAUUUUAAAAACUGCCGUUUUGGGAAAUGCGCAUCACAGCAUCACGUGCAGAGGUCCAGGCCCGUUUGGGAAAUUGACAACCGCCAAUUCUA